AUGUAUAACAUAUCGCAUAUCGUAUAUUGCAUAUCGCAUAUUGCAUAUUGCAUAUCGCAUAUUGCAUAUCGCAUAUCGCAUAUUGCAUAUCGCAUAUUGCAUAUUGCAUAUUGCAUAUCGCAUAUUGCAUAUUGCAUAUCGCAUAUUGCAUAUUGCAUAUCGCAUAUUGCAUAUCGCAUAUCGCAUAUCCCAUAUCGCUGCACCAUAUCGCUGCAUAUGGCAUAUCGCAUAUCACAUACCGCACGCAUAUCGCAUAUCGCAAAUUGCAUAUCGCUGCAUAUCGCAUAUUGCAUAUUGCAUAUCGCAUAUUGCAUAUCGCAUAUCGCAUAUCCCAUAUCGCUGCACCAUAUCGCUGCAUAUGGCAUAUCGCAUAUCACAUACCGCACGCAUAUCGCAUAUCGCAAAUUGCAUAUCGCUGCAUAUCGCAUAUCGCUGCAUAUCGCUGCAUAUUGCAUAUCGCAUAUACAUAUAUGCAUAUAUGCACAUAUAUGA
This is a messenger RNA of Volvox carteri f. nagariensis, 492 nucleotides long. RefSeq lists its product as uncharacterized. The record is from RefSeq and is a predicted model, not a curated record. The coding region runs from base 1 to 492 and encodes 163 amino acids. Lineage: Eukaryota; Viridiplantae; Chlorophyta; Chlorophyceae; Chlamydomonadales; Volvocaceae. The transcript has a single exon.